Molecule: messenger RNA, 2056 nt
Organism: Vidua macroura (Pin-tailed whydah)
Lineage: Eukaryota; Metazoa; Chordata; Aves; Passeriformes; Viduidae
Product: EH domain-containing protein 2-like
Exons: 3
Biological process (GO): endocytosis; endosomal transport
Cellular component (GO): cytoplasm; plasma membrane
Molecular function (GO): calcium ion binding; protein binding
Source: RefSeq, a predicted model, not a curated record
GGGUUUGGGGGGAUCUGCUGCCGCGCCGCCACAUGCAAGCUCAACGACCUGGUGAAGCGCGCCAGGGCCGUGCAGGUGCAGGCGCUGGUGCUGCGGCGGCUGCGGCGGGAGCUGCCGGCGCUGCCGGGCGGCCGCAGGAAGCGCCUGGAGCAGCGGCUGCCGGCGCUGCUGGCCCGGAUCCAGAGCGAGCUCCAGAUCCCGCCCGCCGACCUGCCCGACCGCGCCCAGCUCCAGGAGCAGCUGCUGGCCCAGGACCUGUCGCGGCUGCCGAGGCCGAAGCGGCGGCUGCUGGCGGCGCUGGAGGAGCUGCUGGGCCGGGACCUGCCGGCGCUGAGCCCGCUGCUGGCCGAGGCGGCGCCCGCCGAGCCCGGCGUGCGCGGCGGAGCCUUCGACGGCGCCCUGGGGCCCUUCGGGGCCGCCCAGGAGGACGAGGACGACGAGGAGGACGAGGACGACGACGACGAGUGGGUGGUGAUGAAGGACAAGGCCAAGUACGACGAGAUCUUCUACGGGCUGGCGCCCAGCGGGGGCAAGCUGAGCGGGCGGCGGGCGCGGGGCUGGAUGGUGGCCAGCAACUUGCCCAGCUCGGUGCUGGGCCGCAUCUGGCAGCUCAGCGACGUGGACAGGGACGGCAUGCUGGACCACGAGGAGUUCGCGCUGGCCGGCCACCUGAUCGGGGCCAAGCUGGAGGGCCGGGGGCUGCCGGCCGACCUGCCGCCCCGCCUGGUGCCGCCCUCCAAGAGGAGGCACAAGGGCUCGGCCGAGUGACCCCAAAAAUCCCAUUGAAAACCCCCAAAAUCCACCCAGAAAUACCCAAAAAAUCCACCCAGAAAUACCCAAAAAAUCCACCCAGAAAUACCCAAAAAAAUGCACCCAGAAAUACAAAAAAAAAUCCACCCAGAAAUACCCAAAAAAUCCACCCAGAAAUACCCAAAAAAAUGCACCCAGAAAUACAAAAAAAAAUCCACCCAGAAAUACCCAAAAAUCAGGGAUUCGCGGAUGCCGCCCCGCCUGGCGCUGCCCUCCAAGAGGAGGCACAAGGGCUCAGCCGAGUGACCCCGAGAAUCCCAAAAAUCCCAUUGAAAACCCCCAAAAUCCACCCAGAAAUACCCAAAAAAUCAACCAGAAAUACCCAAAAAUCAACCAGAAAUACCCAAAAAAAUCCACCCAGAAAUACCCAAAAAUCAGGGAUUCGCGGAUGCCGCCCCGCCUGGUGCCGCCCUCCAAGAGGAGGCACAAGGGCUCGGCCGAGUGACCCCGAGAAUCCCAAAAAUCCCAUUGAAAACCCCAAAAAUCCACCCAGAAAUACCCAAAAAAUCAACCAGAAAUACCCAAAAAUCAACCAGAAAUACCCAAAAAAAUCCGCCCAGAAAUACCCAAAAAUCAGGGAUUCGCGGAUGCCGCCCCGCCUGGUGCCGCCCUCCAAGAGGAGGCACAAGGGCUCGGCCGAGUGACCCCAAAAAUCCCAUUGAAAACCCCCAAAAUCCACCCAGAAAUACCCAAAAAAUCCACCCAGAAAUACCCAAAAAUCCACCCAGAAAUACCCAAAAAAAUCCACCCAGAAAUACCCAAAAAAUCCACCCAGAAAUACCCAAAAAUCCACCCAGAAAUACCCAAAAAAAUCCACCCAGAAAUACCCAAAAAAUCCACCCAGAAAUACCCAAAAAUCACCCAGACAUACCCAAAAUCCACCCAGAAAUACCCAAAAAAAUCCAUCCAGAAAUACCCAAAAAAAUCCAUCCAGAAAUACCCAAAAAUCCACCCAGAAAUACCCAAAAAUCCACCCAGAAACACCCAAAAAAUCCACCCAGAAAUACCCAAAAAUUCCACCCAGAAAUACCCAAAAAUCAGGGAUUCACGGAUGCCGCCCCGCCUGGUGCCGCCCUCCAAGAGGAGGCACAAGAGCUCGGCCCAGUGACCCAAAAAUCCCGAAAAUCCCAUUGAAACCCCCCAAAAAUCCAUCCAGAUAUACCUCAAAAUUCCACCCAGAAAUACCCGAAACCCACCCAGAAACACCCAAAAUCAGGGACCCCAAUAAAGGCAGAGCAGGGCUGGA